AUGUUCAAUGCAAAAGACUGCUCCGAAGCAGAGUGGGCACAAAUCUUCAGCACUCCAAACCUUUGGGAGGAAGUACACAACGAGUUCGGUUGCAUUCCAGAUUGGCUUAUCUCCAUACACCAGUGUAUCGAGCGCAAAGCACUCAUCAGGAGUCAACGCAGAUUUCGACCUGCAGAGAUUAAAGGUUGGAUUGUGGAAGACAACUACGACACUUACGGUAUCCGGACACAGAGGCGCAAACCUGCAGCCGAUUGGCAACCCGCCAGGAAGAUGGCAAUCUCUACUCCAGAGCAGCAUCAUCGCCACUCUAUCCAUCUGAUGAUGCGAGUUCUGUGCUUACGCAACAAUGUAUCCCCCUUCACUCUGGUCCUCGACGACCUUAACCAACGCGCUAUGCCCUUCGUCCACGAGAUGAUGCGCCGCGCCCUGUCACGCAACAUUCACGUCAUCGUGGUGUCCUUUGAGGCCACCGAGUACGAUCCCGCCAUUCAGAACAUCCCCGCCUAUGCUGCGACUAGCGGCAAACAGAUCAUGCAAGAUCUCCGCAACGCCUUAGAGCUGGCCAAAGAGAGCCUUGUCGUUGUAGACUCCCUUUCCGACCUUCUUGAGGUAGAGGGAAUUGACAUAGGCGAGCUAUUCAACCUUGUCGCAAACAAGUAUGCAUCGACACUGGUCGGAGUCUACCACCAGGACAUGCUUCCCACGCAGGAUGCGCAGAAUGCAUACGCUCCACAGCCGCUCGAGCUACUCAAGUACAUGGCCACAUCUGUCAUCGUCUGCAAGUCAUUUGCCCAUGUCCUCGCAGCAAAGGCCGCCAGAGAGCGCAGCCUUCCUGAGCCCACCUUUGGUCUCCUUCAAGGCGCUGAAGGUAUCGUCCAGUGUCUCGACGCCAACGACUACCAAGGCAUCGUACUCGAAGCUGAGUUUCGCCGAAAGUCAGGUCGCCCCGAGGGCGAGACUUACUUCCUUCGUGAGGCGCGCGCCACCGACUACAGCGCGCCCACUGCCGGCAUGGUUGUUGGUAAGCUGAAGGAGGAGUUUGUCACACUUCUUGAACUGGUUCCAGCGUAUGCCAGUAAGGAGGUGGUUGGCUUCGUCAAUGCCGCCGCUGACGACAUGGAAUCGACGUUCAACCUUGGUCUUACCGAGAAGCAGAAGCAGGCCCGUGAGGGUGUCGUGCUCCCGUACUUUGAUGCACAGAAGGGCGAGGGCGGCGAGGGAGGUCGCAUCUUGUACGACAUGGGUGAGGAGGAUGAUUUUGACGAGGAAGAGGAUGAGAUAUAA
Messenger RNA from Parastagonospora nodorum SN15, 1284 nucleotides. RefSeq lists its product as hypothetical. The record is from RefSeq and is a predicted model, not a curated record. Bases 1 to 1284 code for a protein of 427 amino acids. Gene Ontology annotation, biological process: tRNA wobble uridine modification. The transcript has a single exon. Gene Ontology annotation, molecular function: tRNA binding. NCBI's taxonomy places the organism in Eukaryota, Fungi, Ascomycota, Dothideomycetes, Pleosporales, Phaeosphaeriaceae. Gene Ontology annotation, cellular component: cytosol; nucleus; elongator holoenzyme complex.